Messenger RNA from Striga asiatica, 1407 nucleotides. The record is from the annotation of a GenBank genome assembly. Lineage: Eukaryota; Viridiplantae; Streptophyta; Magnoliopsida; Lamiales; Orobanchaceae.
AAAUCGAGGACCUCUUCCACCACCUCGGCCCGCCACAGGCCCAUCUUGACCAUCACCACCACUACCAGUUUACCGACCCCGCCCAUCGACGACGAUGCCUUCUCGCUCACCGAGAUCGAUCUUUUCCGCGAUGUCAACGACGAUUACAACGAAGACGCCAGCCACACCUCCUCGGACGCUGAGAUUCCCGUCCCCACCUCGAACGGCCGCGCCGUGCCCACCCGGAGCCCUAAGAUGCAGGAUCCUCCUCCGCCGUCGGUUGACCGUGGAAAGAGGCCGAUUCAGCAGCCCCCUGUUCUUCGAAUCAGCCCCGAGCCCCAUGUUUCCGCCCAAUUCUACACCUUCAAUAGGGAUUCACAUGCUCUAAUGAUUCGGUGCCUGAUUGAGGGGCGGACGGCGACGACGGAAGAAAUUCGGGCGGUGAAUCCACCUCCGCUGCUAUCAACCUGGCGCUUGGUAUGGAAGGAUCGAAACAUUGACACGGUCUAUCUGACGGCAUGGAAGCGCAUACAUGAUAAGCUCACCGUCAACGUGUCGAAAUCCGCUGCCUCAGUCGCCGCACUUAGGGUUAAAGAUACUAUAGAGAGAAUUAAGCAGGUCUGGACCGUGGGGGCCAAAUAUUACGGCAUACCCGAGAGUUAUAUCAAGACAUGUUUGGCUGCUUGUCCUUUAUGCCUGGAUGAGUCCUCUGGCUACGCUCUAAGGUCCAAGAAGCGUAAAUUUGAAUACACGGAGUCUCUCGAUGUGCCCGCCAAGGAAGUGCAAGCGAGGUUGCAACAGCUGGUAGCCAAACACAAGGUCGUGCUGUGCAUAAGGACUGGGAAAAUGCCUCCCUCGUUGUUGGAUACCAUGUUAAUCGAGCUUUUUGAAAUUGUGAAUAAACUUAGAAAUGUUGCGGAGGAUGGUUCGAAACCUGUUGCAUUGCUGUCAGAGAAGCAGGAUCUGGGUGAUGUGUUAGUGGUGGAGCAUGAUUUGCCGAAUUGGGUUGAUGACCAUCACACAAGGAUCUAUGGGACUGGUAAGGAUGCGGAUGGUUUGAAAGAUGAUGAGGCCAGCUUUGGAAGAACUCUUGGGGAAGUUGCUUCUUGGAAUGAAAUGAGGAUAGAAAGCAGGAAUGUGAAGGAUAUCCUUUAUGAGAAUUAUAAAGAAGAGAAAUGGUUUAAUUGUGGCGUAAACAGCUUCGACGCUAAAAAUCCAAAAUGGUUUGACUCUCUUGGUGGAUUGGAUACCGGAGCUGAUUGUAGUGAUGGUGGGUUUAGACAUGGGGAGAUCAUCUUGACUGUAAUGGAUUUAUCUUUUAUCUUAUUUUCGAAUGUAGAUGGCCUUACAUGUUUUUUAAACUGUAGAAACUCUUGGGUAGCCACCGUGGCACCAUGUUUGUUUCGAAAGGGCCUAUCCAUGUCCUAG